Sceloporus undulatus (fence lizard) is the source of this 2371-nucleotide messenger RNA. Its product is annotated as alanine aminotransferase 1-like. The record is from RefSeq and is a predicted model, not a curated record. Gene Ontology annotation, molecular function: pyridoxal phosphate binding; L-alanine:2-oxoglutarate transaminase activity. Gene Ontology annotation, biological process: biosynthetic process. Lineage: Eukaryota; Metazoa; Chordata; Lepidosauria; Squamata; Phrynosomatidae.
ACACUCCGCUUUGUCCAGACAUUCCGCUUUGUUCCUCAGAAGGCAUGAGACGCGCCAUGUUCUGCGGCCCACAUUCAGUCUCCAUCAUGGGAUGAAGUUUCCCAGGGCCAAAGCAAGACAGUGGCCCCCAUGGGCACCUGAGCAUGAAACACCAGAUGAUUCCGGUUGCGAUAAGUGAAAAAGAACUUAAAUCAUGGCACAAAGAAUUGUCUGCAUUUAUCUGGAAAGAGGCUUGGCGCCAGGUGUGCCAACCGGGGAUGGCAGAGAACGGGCUUCCCCCGCAGAAGGACAAGGUCCUGACCUUGGAGUCCAUGAACCCCUUUGUCAAGAAAGUGGAGUACGCCGUCCGUGGUCCCAUUGUCACCCGCGCCGUCCCGGAGAAGGAGCUUCAGCAGGGGGUCAAGAAGCCCUUCUCAGAGGUCAUCCGAGCCAACAUCGGGGAUGCCCAAGCCAUGGGGCAAAAGCCCAUUACCUUCUUCCGCCAGGUCAGUGCCCUCUGCAUGCACCCCGAUCUCUUGGAGGACCCCAACUUUCCAGAGGAUGCCAAAGAGAAAGCGCGGAGGCUGCUGGAUGCCUGCGGGGGACAUAGCAUCGGUGCCUACAGUGCCAGCCCAGGCAUCGAACUCAUCCGCCAAGACGUGGCCCGCUUCAUCGAACGCCGGGACGGUGGGAUUCCCUCCAACCCUGACAACAUCUUCCUUUCUACAGGCGCCAGCGAUGGAAUUGUGACGAUCCUAAAGCUGCUGGUAUCAGGAGAGGGCCGUUCCCGCACGGGGGUGAUGAUCCCCAUCCCGCAGUACCCUCUCUACUCGGCCGCCUUGUCUGAACUCAACGCUGUGCAGAUCAACUACUACCUGGACGAGGAGAGGUGCUGGGCCCUGGAUAUCGGGGAGCUGCGGAGGGCCCUGCGCCAAGCCCAGAAACAUUGCUGCCCAAAAGCCCUCUGCAUCAUCAACCCUGGAAACCCAACCGGACAGGUUCAAAGCCGCCAGUGCAUUGAGGAUGUCAUCCGUUUUGCUUCGGAGGAGAAGCUCUUCCUCUUGGCUGAUGAGGUAUAUCAGGACAACGUUUACGCAGAGGGCUCCCAAUUCCACUCCUUCAAGAAGGUGCUCUUUGAAAUGGGGCCCAAGUACUCAGACACCUUGGAGCUGGCCUCCUUCCACUCCAUCUCCAAGGGCUUCGUGGGCGAGUGUGGCUUCCGGGGGGGCUACAUGGAGGUGAUCAACUUGGACCCCGAAGUCCAGCAGCAGCUGACGAAGCUGGUCUCGGUGCGGCUGUGCCCGCCUGUGACGGGGCAGAUCCUCCUUGAUGUGGUUGUGAACCAGCCCCAGCCGGGAGACCCUUCCUACCAACAAUUCAGCCAGGAGAAACAGGCAGUGCUGGGCGCUUUGGCCAAAAAAGCCCGGCUCACGGAGGAGACCUUCAACCAGACGCCGGGGAUCCAUUGCAACCCAGUCCAGGGGGCCAUGUAUGCCUUCCCCCAAAUUCAGCUGCCCCCUCGAGCCGUCCAAGAAGCAAAGGCCCAAGGGCAGGCUCCGGACAUGUUCUUCUGUCUCAAGCUGCUGGAGGAGACGGGGAUCUGCGUCGUUCCCGGGAGCGGCUUCGGACAAAAAGAGGGGACCUUUCACUUCAGAAUGACCAUCCUGCCACCCUUGGAGAAGUUGGAGCUCGUCUUGAAGAAGCUGAGCCAAUUCCAUGACAAGUUCACCCAAGAGUAUUCAUAGUCCCAGGCAGAGCGGAUGGCCAACAAGCUUGGCUAGUAGUGGGCCGGAAGUGGCGAUGGGCCUGUGCCCAACUCACCUCCAGACUCUACAACCAUCCCAUUCUUCUUAUCUAUUAUCUUUAAUGCUCCACUCAAGAGGCCCAUGCCAGUUGGGUAUGGCCAGGGAAGUGGGACAACUCUGCUGUCUCCAUUAUCCACUUGACAUCUCAUGGCUUCCAUUUGGCCACAGUAGAGCCCAGCACCAGCCACUGUGGUCAUAGAAAUGACCUGCUCAGUCUUAUCAGUGAUCCCUCCACCCUUAUCUCUUUUACCAUUCCUGUGGUGCCAAUGGUGCCCAUUUGUGCCAGUGGACAGAAAUGUGCCUUUUUUUGCUGCCUCUGAUAUGCUCAGCUUUUCCUUUGGGAUGCUCUCCUCUCUAAGGGAGCCUGAGGCCUUUAGGGAUGGAAGUCACUAUCCAUGGUGCUUCCAGUGGUGAAAGAAAGUACCAUUCCUGUUGGGUCUGCACCAAAAUAGUCUUCCAACACAGACAUUUGGACUCAGGCUUAGGGUCCUCCAGUUGUCCUCUUCCCAGCCAGUCCUCGCAGUUCUGUGAAUGUGAGAGAUGGACAGACAAGGAUCAAUAAAACCCACAUGGUGGACACACUGGAA